AUGUCCUGCCAGCAGAGCCAGCAGCAGUGCCAGCCUCCUUCCAAGUGCCCCCCAUCGCCCAAGUGCCCCCCGAAGAGCCCAGCACAGUGCUUGCCCCCAGCCUCCUCCAGCUGUGCUCCAGGCUCCGGGGGCAGCUGUGGCCCCAGCUCCGGGAGUGACUGCUGCCUAGGCCACCUCAGACACCACGGAUCCCAUGGAUGCCGGCGCCACAGCUCCAGCUCCUGUGAUGGUGGCAGUGCACUGCAGUCCGGGGGCUCUGGGUGUGGCCAUGGCUCUGUGGGUGGUUGCUGA
Molecule: messenger RNA, 291 nt
Organism: Lynx canadensis (Canada lynx)
Lineage: Eukaryota; Metazoa; Chordata; Mammalia; Carnivora; Felidae
Product: late cornified envelope protein 3D-like
Exons: 1
Coding region: 1-291 (96 amino acids)
Biological process (GO): epidermis development
Source: RefSeq, a predicted model, not a curated record